Rubroshorea leprosula is the source of this 2385-nucleotide messenger RNA. Lineage: Eukaryota; Viridiplantae; Streptophyta; Magnoliopsida; Malvales; Dipterocarpaceae. The record is from the annotation of a GenBank genome assembly.
AGCCUUACUCUCGACAUUACUUGCACUUUCCUCUAUCGCCCCAUCCCCAAUUUUUUCAAUCCUAAGUUUGUGUUCAUUUGACAUCCCCGUCGAACAAAGACUUAAGCUUUGGAAAACAAUACCCUUUUUCUCGUUCUUUGCAUUUUGACCUCUUUCUGAAUAUCCUCUUGCUCGGUUAUAAAGCCUUCAUCUUUUUUCACCUAUUUGCUGCUUAUAUCAGGGUGAAAUCUUUGUGUUGGAGGAGUAGAUUCUCCAUGGUGAGCUAUUAAUUAUCACCUUUUGUUUUCGUUGUAUUCAGAAUGGUUUCUGGAAUUGAAAAGAAAAAACAAAAAAAUACAGGAGAGGCCUGCGUAGCUGAUAAUUGGCAAAAUGGAUCUCCAAAGGGGAUUGUGUUGAACUCCAAGGAUGAAGAAACUCGUACCACAAUUGGUGAUAAAGUGUAUGUGAUUGGUAGGACAGAUGAUGGAUCCACAUCAUCACUUGGUGUUAAGAUCUAUGAAAAAUCUACAAGAAAAUGGGUGAUUCCUACUGUGCUGGGAACAAGACCUGCAACAUGUAAAGGUCAUUCAGCGGUUCUUUGGAAUGAAGAUCGAAUUAUGAUUAUCAAGAAGGGUUCCAACCCAGAUGAUUGCAUUUGGUUCCUCGAGGUGGACACUAAAUAUGUUAAGGAGCACAAAGGAAAUUUGGGCAUUGAGGUUGUUGCCUGGAGUAAGGGUGUGAGGGGCGAUGCUGAGAAGCCUGUUGUUAUAAGUGGUCCUUCUGGAGUUGGUAAGGGCACAUUAAUAUCCAUGCUCAUGGAACAAUUCCCUUCCAUGUUUGGAUUCUCUGUAAGCCAUACAACCCGUGCACCACGGGGCAUGGAGAAGGAUGGAGUGCAUUAUCAUUUCACUGAGAGAAGUGUAAUGGAGAAAGAGAUAAGAGAUGGAAAGUUCCUUGAGUUUGCAGAAGUCCAUGGAAAUCUCUAUGGAACCAGUAUUGAAGCAGUUGAGGCUGUAGCUGAUUCUGGAAAGAGGUGUAUUCUUGACAUUGAUGUUCAAGGGGCAAGGCAAGUGAGGGCCAGUUCUCUUGAAGCCAUUUUCAUCUUUAUCUGUCCACCCACACCCUCAAUGGAGAAGCUUGAAGAACGCCUCCGUGCAAGGGGGACUGAGACAAAAGAGCAGAUCCUAAAGCGCCUUCAAAAUGCUGAGCCAGAAAUUGAGCAAGGGAAAUCCUCUGGCACCUUCGGUCAUAUUCUGUACAAUGACAAUCUCAAUGAGUGCUAUGAGAACCUUAAGAAACUCUUGGGACUCGAUGGAAGUGCAGCUGGUAACCAUAAAACAACUUUAGAAGGGAUCGAUCUGCCUCUGAACCACUCUGUGUCACAAGAUGGUAACAAGAUCCAAAUUAACAGUGAAACCCCAGAGCUAGGAAAAACAUCCAAGAACUUAAUUGUAUUGGAUGUAUCCAAGCUUAAAGGCGGCGCUCCAUGGAGGACAGGAGGGCUUAAUGUCAAUGCCAUCAAUUCAUUCUCAGAUGGUCUGAAUGGGAUUAAUAACUUAAGCUAACAGCUGGCCAAUCCUUGACCGUGCUGACAUGGUUUCCAUUUUCAAAAUUUUCCCUAAGCUCCUACUAUUUGAGCAUUGAGAAUUGCAUAAGUUGGAUUUCUGUUUUUUUAGACAUUCUUUCUUUGUCUUAAAACAGACAUGAAAGUGGACUAGAAGUCUAGAACUAAGCCAGUCCCCCUACACGGACAAUGAGAGAAUUCAUCAUUUCUGCGGCAAUGAAGGGCUUGUACACCAUAUUAAAUUUUAUUCCUCGUUGAACUAAUAUACAUUGAAGAUAUUUUUCUUCUUUUGGUACCUCAAAUGGAUGUGCAAUAUGCUAAGAGAGAAUUCCCCUACACCUGCUCCACCUGCUCUCAAGAUUCUAACUCUCUCUAUAUAUAUAUAUUUGGAGUUUCAGAUUUUUAACUACUUGUGACCUUUUAGAGGGAAUUAAAUCUAACAUGUUGGAGAUAGGAUUGAAAUAGAGAAGUUCCUAGAAAAAGUUGAUUUUAAGUCAUGGAAAAUGUAUAGACGUUUCAAAAUUUCUCAUUCAACACGGUUUCUACAAGAAAAUUGUUUUAAGAAAGGGACUAAACGCUAAACAGAUGACUCCAAAAAUCUUCCUAGAAGAAUCAGUGUGAAUGACCGUUACUGCUGUUUUCAGUUGUGUACCCACCACCACCGCCACCGCCACCGCCAGGCAAGAACAAGCUGGAAAGUAGGGACCUCAACAAGAAAACAUCGUUCAUUUCCCUGUUCAGAGAGGGCAUGGGGCAUGGUCCCCUCCGUGAGGUCGGUGGCAAUGGGGCCAAGGCCAACCCAACAUUCUCAUUUAAUUUUAGAAUAAGGAUAAAUGACUUAU